Saccoglossus kowalevskii is the source of this 994-nucleotide messenger RNA. RefSeq names its product alpha-ketoglutarate-dependent dioxygenase alkB homolog 3-like. Lineage: Eukaryota; Metazoa; Hemichordata; Enteropneusta; Harrimaniidae. Gene Ontology annotation, biological process: DNA alkylation repair. Gene Ontology annotation, cellular component: mitochondrion; nucleoplasm. Gene Ontology annotation, molecular function: dioxygenase activity. The record is from RefSeq and is a predicted model, not a curated record.
UGUUAUUGUUGUUGUUUUUAUCGAAGUUGAUUAUUCCUGUUACGCGAAUUUGAGCUUGUUUGCAAUAUCCAUAAGAUCGAGGCUUCCAUUGUAUAAUAGAUGAGUUCUGAGAAGAGACGUAGGGCCCGUGUUCAGGGGUCCUGGGCACCACCGCCACGCAAACCACAAGAAAAGAAAGAAGCAAGUAGAGCCAUGCCAGAAGUGGGUGUAUCAUCGCCAGUCAGAAAACCUCAACCUCCACAGUUUGCUUACGUUGAAAGUGGACAAGCUAUUCGAACACCACCACCAGUUAUAAGGAUUGAGAGUGCAUCUGAUGAAACUAUUAUCAGUGAUGGACCUACUGGCAAAUCUAUACUGAGGUACUACCCACAGUUUAUUGAAGAGAAAGAACUACAAAGAAUAUUCCAAACAUUAUGUAAAGAGUUGCCAUGGAAACAAAGAUUUGAUGUCAAGCGUGAUGGUACAUCUUACAAACAGCCCAGAAUGACAGCUUGGUAUGGGGAUCUGUCGUAUGCAUACUCUGGCGUUGUGUUACCACCGAGUGAAUCUUGGCAUCCAUUAGUGCUUCAACUACGCGAAAGGAUAGAAAAAAAACCCAAGUACACCUUCAAUUCAGUCUUAGGAAAUUUGUAUCGUAAUGAAUAUGACAGCGUGGACUGGCACAGUGAUGAUGAAGCUGGACUUCGUGACUUCCCAAUCAUUGCAUCUCUUACGUUCGGCGACAUGAGAAUAUUCAAAAUGAGGAAAAAACCGCCAUUGGAAGAGAAAGGGGACUACACAUAUCAACAGCAUAUCGAGGUGCCACUGCCUAGUGGCAGUUUACUGAUAAUGGAAGGGGCAACUCAAGCCGACUGGCAGCACAGCAUUCCAAAGUCAUAUCAUAGCAAGGGUCCUCGAGUAAACCUGACAUACAGAACUAUAUACCCGGUGGAGGAGAUUUAAGUACUGUGAAAUUUGUAUUAGAAGCUGUGGUUUCUGUUAAAAUGGUACAAUG